This is a messenger RNA of Sclerotinia sclerotiorum 1980 UF-70, 1365 nucleotides long. RefSeq lists its product as hypothetical. Lineage: Eukaryota; Fungi; Ascomycota; Leotiomycetes; Helotiales; Sclerotiniaceae. The record is from RefSeq and is a predicted model, not a curated record. The transcript has 5 exons. Bases 1 to 1365 code for a protein of 454 amino acids. Gene Ontology annotation, biological process: transcription elongation by RNA polymerase II; poly(A)+ mRNA export from nucleus; post-transcriptional tethering of RNA polymerase II gene DNA at nuclear periphery. Gene Ontology annotation, molecular function: double-stranded DNA binding; RNA binding. Gene Ontology annotation, cellular component: transcription export complex 2.
AUGGAUCCAUUUCUGAAAGAGUUCAAGGCUGCAUACAAUGAAGGGAAUGGCUACAAUCUAUCCAUGACCCUUCACCCUGCCGCCCCUGCCUCAAAUCCAAACAGACUUAAAGAUUUCUACCGAAGUACAAAUUUCGAACAUGUCAAGAAGGAUAUUGACUAUCGACUCCUUUAUGAUGAUCGAUCUCCAUUGAAUUGUCCAAUAGAAGAGGCCAGAGCGUGGUCGGACGUUUGCUGCGCGUUUUGGAAAUUUAUUGGAUUGAUGUACAAUGCAGAGGUUGCUCCCGAAGACAAUUCAAAGGAUGCAUGGACGAAGGUAUAUGAAUCAUGGAAAGAAGUAACAAACACCCUUCAUCGUGGUUACAGUGCCUACGGGUUCGAAGCUUGGACAGUACCUUGCUUAUACGUAGCUGGCAAAUAUUUGCGAAUCUUUGCUAUCAAGGCUGAUGAGGCAACUGGUACCGUGAUGAACGCUGCUAUGAAUUACCAGGAUGACUUAAACCCAGAGUCAGAAAAGAAUGAAAAACUGGAAGAUGCAGCCCGACAACUCAACCGCAUAUUCACCUUGUGCCUCAGUGACCGAGCAUCCCUUGAAGAGUCUAGAAAAUGGGCUACUUACAAUAUAAUCAAUUUAUUGUUCAAGACUUAUUUCAAGCUAAACUCUAUUGGAUUGUCGAGAAACAUUCUCAACGCGAUUCAGGCAUAUAGAGGUGAUAUGCCUAGCCUUGAAUCCUUCCCAAUGUCUCAUCAAGUGACGUUCAAAUAUUAUUGUGGAGUCAUAUACUUUCUCGAGGAACAUUACGAGGAAGCAGAAAAAUAUCUCACCGAAGCAUGGAAACUAUGUCACAAGAGUGCUGUUAAAAACAAGGAGCUCAUUCUUACAUAUCUAAUUCCCUGUCAUCUCCUAACAACUCACACUCUUCCUACACCAGCCCUCCUUCAGCCGUACCCCAAACUCCAAAAACUCUUUGCUCCUCUCUCACGUUGCAUCAAGAAAGGCGAUCUCGCCGGAUUUGACGCCGCACUCCUAGCCGGUGAAAAUGAAUUCGUCAAACGUCGUAUUUACCUAACUCUAGAACGUGGCCGCGACAUCGCUUUACGCAACCUUCUACGUAAAGUCUUUAUCGCAGGUGGUUACGAAGAAGCCAAGGAACCAACCGCUGCACCAGUAAGAAAGACGAGAAUUCCAGUUGAUGAAUUUGCUGCUGCGAUUAGUAUUGGGAGUAAAGAGACAAUGGAAAAUGAUGAGGUGGAAUGUUUACUUGCUAAUAUGAUUUAUAAGAGCUUGAUGAAAGGUUACAUAGCACGAGAACGAGGAAUCGUGGUAUUGAGCAAGGGUGGUGCAUUUCCUGGAACAGGCGUAUAA